Molecule: messenger RNA, 3196 nt
Organism: Paramecium pentaurelia
Lineage: Eukaryota; Ciliophora; Oligohymenophorea; Peniculida; Parameciidae
Source: the annotation of a GenBank genome assembly
AUGGAAAGAAAACCAAUAGGAGAGAAACUAAGUAAUUUAAGUGCUCUUAUCUAAAAAUAAUAACCCAAUAAAGAGUAUUAUUAUAAAAAUAUCAUAAGACAAUAGGAUGAAUAAGAUUAGAAAUGCAAGUAAAUAUUUCCAAAUAUGAAUCAACCGGAAAAUUAAGAUAAUGGAUCAUAGACAGAACAAGAUAAAUUGAAAUAAGUUUAAAAUAUCAUUUAAGAUUAAAAGCAAUUUUAAAAGUAAACAAUUGAUACAUAAAAUAGUGAUAUAUCAAAACUUCUAGAUAGACUUGGAAAAUUAUAAGAAUCAACUUCAUAAUCAUAAUCAAAGACACCAAGUGUUAAAUAGUAAUAUCCUCCUAAUUAGUAUGAUCCGACACCAAAUUAAACACCCAACAAUCGAAUUGUUUAAAGUGUUUCUGCUUUACCAAAAUAAACACCACCAUAAUAACUUCCUUAACCUGUCUAAUUGUUUCCAACAAAUAGUCCAAUAAGUGAUUAAACUUACAGAAAUUUGAAAGAAUAAAAUGUUGAUUUAUUAAGAAAUGUAGCUUAAUUAUAACCUUUAGUAUAAGUAGUAAAUGAAGUAAUUAUAACAUUAAUUUUUAGCUUAAAGUCGCUUUGUAAUAAACAAAUGAUAAAAUAAGAGAAUAAUAAAAAUAAAUCGAGUAAUUGCUUAAAGAAAAUAUGUAAUUAAAAUAGCAAGUCAUUUUAAAUGAAUAAGAGAAAAUAAACAAUAAAAGAUAAUUUGAUGAUAUAAUAGCUAAUAAUCAAUUAGCUCAUUAAAGAGAUUUAUAAGCAAUAAAAUUUUAGGCUCAAGAAAAUUUAAAUGGUUUAGAAUAAACAUGGAAAUAAUAAUAUGUUCUAUUAAAAACAGAAUCUGAUGCUGUUAUUAAUAAUCUAAAUUCUAAAUUAGCUAUUUAACAAAAAGAUAAUUAGAAAUAACAAGAUAUUAUAAAUAAUGUAGUAAAUCAAAAUAAAGAAAUCUAAAAAAGUUUAUGUAAUAUAUACUAAAUUAAAUUUAGAGGAUAGAAUUAAUGAUUUAAAUAUGUAUCAUUAAUCGCUAGAAGAAAAGAAAUUGGAAUAUGAAAAACUCUAGAACAAUUACAAUGCUUCUUUGGAAAAAUAUGAAAAUAAUACAAAAUAACUAAUAAAUUAAUAUACUUAAAAAUAAAGGCAAUAAGAAUAACUAAUUAAUGAAUUAAAAUAACAUAAUACUAUCUUAAGUUAAUAAAUGGUUGAAUUGGAUUAAACUCACAAAUAGACAAUAUAAAGUUAAUAAAUUUAAGUUUAGCAUCAUAUUAAUGGAAAACUAGAGGAAGUACAAAAAAUCAGUAUAGUAGAAAAAUAACAAUUAUAAUAAUUGUAUGAAGAUAAGAUAAAUAAAUUAAGCCAAGAUGUAUGAUAUCAUCUAUAUUUAUUUUAGAAAGAAUCUCAACUUAGUUAAUAAAAAUAAUCUAUUAUAUUUUUAGAACAAAAGAUAGCAGUUUUAGUAUAGGAGAAUAAAACUUUAGUCGAGUAAAUGAAUAAAAUAAAGAAAAAAGCAGAUAAUUUAGAAUAAGCUAUGAUAAAUUAAGAAGCAGCAUAUUAAAAUCUAACAAAAGAUUCACAAUAUAAAACAUUAUCACUUACCAAAUAAAUUUAAGAAUUAAAUUCUAUGAUUGGAAAUUCGAACUAAAAUAAUUUUUAAAAUUUUACUAGAAAAUCAGACACUUAUGAUUCAACAGAAAGAAUAUAAUAGUUAGAAUAAUAAUUAUCUUAUAAAAAGGAAGAAAUGGAUCUUCUUUUGCAUCAUUUAGAUUAAGUGUUUGAAAUAAACAGAGAUUUUGAGAAUAAAAUCAAAACAUUAUAAGCUUAACUUGAAUUAAUGGAAGAAAAAAAUAAUAGAGAAUAAGAUUAAAGUAAUAAUUUAAUAAAAUAAUAAAAAUAAUAAAUUGAUGAAUUAAAAUCUUAAUUAGAAACCAGUUAGAAGUUAGAUAGCAAGAAGGAAUCUUAGAUAAAAGAACUAUAUUAAAAAUUAAAUGAAGAAGAAUAAUUAAGAAGAAAAUAAACUGAUUAAUUAAUGAUGAGUGAAAAACAAUAAUUCUAAGAUGUAAUCAAUUUUGUAUAAUAAUAUAGUAAAUUAAAUAACUAAAAAUUAAGAAUGUGGAACUGAUAAAUUAUAAUGAAAUAUUAGAAUAAAAUUUAAAAGAAUUAUAAGAGAAAUAUGAUUAUGCUAUAAAAGAAUAAAGUGAAUAGAAAUAAGUAAAAUCUAUUUGAUUAUUUAGCGUUUUGAAGAAUAAAAAUAAAUAAUUGAAUAAUAAAUUUAAAUGUUGCAAAAGAAGAAUUUAGACACUCAAAUUACACAACCAAAUUAGUUAAAACGAGAAUAAAAAAAUGUUGAUUUAGAAAAAUUAAUUAAUGAAAAAGAUUAAUAAAUUAAGUUAUUAGAAUAAAAACUAAAAGAAAAUUAAAUAAAAACUAAGGAUUUGGAUUCCAAAUAAAAAUCAGUAGAGGAAAUUGAAAAUUAAAAUAUUUCUAUGUAAAAAUAUUAUGAAAAUAAAAUAAAAGAAUUAGAAUUAAGAAUUGGAACAUAUGAUGAUUAAAUAAAAAUCAAUAAUAAAUAGCUUUCAAUUUAUUAAUAAAAAAUAAAAAAUUUAGAAUAAUAAUUAUUAGCAUAUGAAGAUGACAUAUCAAGAUUAAAUGACAUUAAUUAAAAUUUAGAAGAAUAACUUGCUGUUUAGAAGAACAAUAAAUUUACAUCUUAACCAAAUAAUUCAGGUGAUCUUUAAUAAUUAUAAGAUGCUAAUUUGAGAUUAUAAGAAUAAUUGAAUUUAGUAAAAAAAGAGAAAAUAUAAUAGACUUCAAAAUAUGAAAGUUAAAUGUAAUAACUUCAAGAUUAAAAUAAUAAUAAUAAAGAAACGAUUAAUUAGCUCAAAAGAGAAAAUCAGUAAAUUAGUGAGAAUUUGAAUAAUAGAAUUAUUUUGCUUCAAUAAUAGCUUGAUUCCUUUUAGAAAUAAAUUAGUAGCUUAAAGCAAGAUAAAUUAGAUUUAAACAAAGAAUAUUUAAGUUUAAAUGAGUAAAAUAAGACUUUAGCAGAUUAAAUUACAAAAUUAAAAAAAGAAAAAGCCUAAAUGACAAUGAAAUUAAUGAAUUCAGGAAUGGCAAACUUAAUUGGAAGUUAAGUAUCAUCAUAUUCAGAAAAAAAUUUAUGA